UUUGUGGAGCGCGCGCUCACGGUGAUGCGGCCCGGCGCCGACCGCAUCGCGCGGCCAACCCCCCCCGUAGCAUCACUCCGCGCCUCAGACCGCGACGACGACGACGACAUGUUGACGGUCAGGCGGCUCCUGGCCCGUGGACGCCCGGGAUUCUGCUUGACACACACGGCUGCAGCAGCAGUAAAGAAUGAACCUAUCCUUGAAUUCAAACCGGGAAGCUCAGAACGGCAAGCUCUGCAGAAGGCUCUGAAUGAUUUGAAGGGAAGAACACUCGAGAUCCCAUGUGUUAUUGGGGGAGAACAUGUCUGGACUAAAGAGAUACGAUACCAGCUAUGUCCAUUUAACCAUUCGCACAAGAUAGCCAAAUUCUGCUAUGCUGACAAGGAAUUAGUUAACAAAGCAAUUAAUGCGGCGCUGUCUGCUCACAGAGAAUGGGAUCUCAAACCCGUCGAGGAUCGAGCUCAAAUAUUUUUCAAAGCGGCUGACCUGAUCAGUGGGUCAAGACGUGCAGACCUGUUGGCUAGAACCAUGGUUGGCCAGGGUAAAACAGUCAUUCAAGCAGAGAUUGAUGCAGCAGCAGAACUAAUUGACUUCUUUCGAUUCAAUGCCAAAUACGCUUUGGAACUUCAGCAUCAACAACCAAUCAGUGAAUCGCCAAGCACCAACAAAACUCUGUACAGGAGUUUAGAGGGCUUUGUAGCAGCUAUUUCGCCUUUUAACUUCACUGCAAUCGGUGGGAAUCUGGCAGGAGCUCCAGCUCUUAUGGGUAACGUGGUGGUCUGGAAACCCAGUGACACGGCUAUGGCUGCUAGUUAUAAAGUGUACGAAAUACUACUUGAAGCCGGACUUCCGCCGAAUGUCAUUCAGUUUGUCCCAGCUGAUGGGCCGUUAUUUGGCGAAACAAUUUUGGAUUCUGAGCAUUUAGCAGGAAUCAACUUCACUGGCAGUGUCCCAACAUUUAAGUAUCUUUGGAAGCAGGCUUCUGCAAGCCUGGAAAAGUACCGUAGCUUUCCUCGUAUAAUUGGAGAAUGUGGCGGGAAAAACUACCAUUUUGUGCAUAAAUCAGCUGAUAUUACCAGUGUAGUAAAUGGUACAAUUCGUUCUGCUUUUGAAUACGGAGGGCAGAAAUGUUCAGCGUGCUCAAGGAUGUAUGUGCCUGAUACACUGUGGCCUGAAAUUAAAAAGAGUCUCCAGGAUGAGCAAAAGAAAAUAAAAGUAGGAAAUCCAGUCGAUGACUUCGAAACAUUCUUUUCAGCAGUCAUUGAUAACAAGUCUUUUGCUCGAAUAAAGAAAUGGCUGGAGCAUGUAGAAUCCUCCCCAAAUUUAACAGUAAUUGCAGGGGGGAAAUGUGAUGAUAAAGUUGGUUAUUAUGUGCAGCCAUCAAUUAUAGAGACAAAAGACCCACUGGAUCCUAUAAUGAAAGAGGAAAUCUUUGGACCCAUCGUGGCUGUGUAUGUUUAUCCAGCUGAUCAGUACCAGGAAAUUCUUCACUUGAUUGACACAAGUACCCCUUAUGGUCUCACAGGUGCAAUUUUUGCACAAGAUAAAAAUGUUAUAGCUGAAGCAAGUAAAGUUCUGCGAUUCUCUGCUGGGAACUUCUACAUCAAUGAUAAGUCGACUGGCUCGGUUGUGGCACAGCAACCAUUUGGAGGAGCUCGUAUCUCUGGAACAAAUGACAAGGCUGGAGGACCCCACUACAUCCUUCGUUGGACAUCACCUCAAUCUGUGAAGGAAACACAUGUUCCAUUGACGACAUGGAGAUACCCAUAUAUGGGAUAGUUAACCAAAAUAUUAUAUCAAAGUGCUCCACUAAGCAUUGUUACAGUGUGAUACUUCCAGCUGCUAAACUACUGCCAGAGGUUUAUUUGGGAAGUAGUCCGUCCAUAAUACUUUCUGAAUACUGUGUGGCUGAAUUCUCGUGUCUGCUUCGUUCAUGGUCCGAAGAAACAACAGGAGUAGAAGACUAGAGAUCAACCGAGGACAACUUUUAAACUAUUUUAAUUUUUUUAAGAAAUUCUGUAUUCAGAGUUUAUUAUUUUACGACUAAGAAGUGUAAUCAAUGGCACUGAUACAGCAAGAUUUUUAUUAGAAAGAAUUCUCUGCAAAUAAUUAUUAUUUGACAAAAGAUAUGUUUCAUUUUAAUCUCACUACUUCUGCCUAACUACUCAAAACAAAAUCACUAUCUUCCAAAAUUAUAAAUGCUUAAUCUAAAGCUGAAUUUAAAUUGCACUGAAGGAGAUGCAUUUGUUCAGACGAUAAGACAUUCAGUGAAUCACCAGGAUUGUUGAUGUGGUUGUGAAGAAAAGCUAGCAAUCUGCUGGCUUUGAAAUGUUGUCAUUUUCUGCAGUGGAUUGUUUUAACCAGAAUUUUGUUUUAUAUUUGUAGUUCUGUGCAAUAAUCAGAGCAGUCUGUGAAAUCAGAAUGGAGGAGUGUAUGGAAAUGAGUGUUUUUAAUUGGUUCAUCUUAUGCCUUAUUAGGAAUGUCGAAAAAACUAUCAAAAAUAUGACUGCAGAAAAAUUUGUUACUAACUGUAUCUAGAUGAUGAUUCAGAAUUUAACGAUUGGGGAAAUUAUAAAUGUGAACGUCACUGAGAGAACAUGUUCUGAACUUUGUGAAAAUGACUGUGUUGGACUGUGUAGCUAAUCAGCUGUUGACUUAUUUUGACUGAUGGAUGAAAUUAAAUAUAUGUGGAAAACUC
Molecule: messenger RNA, 2698 nt
Organism: Leucoraja erinaceus (little skate)
Lineage: Eukaryota; Metazoa; Chordata; Chondrichthyes; Rajiformes; Rajidae
Gene: aldh4a1
Product: aldehyde dehydrogenase 4 family, member A1
Molecular function (GO): L-glutamate gamma-semialdehyde dehydrogenase (NAD+) activity
Source: RefSeq, a predicted model, not a curated record